GGCGUCUCAUUGCUAAGACGUCCUCACAACCUCGUCGCCGCCUGGCUUCCCCUGUAUUCUCUCCCUUUUGGUCUUUAGUUUGGCAGCAACCCCGUCACCAUGCUGGGCAGGCUGUUGAGCACAGCCGCGUCCACUUUGAACCCGGCGAGUUAUGGCUCUCGAAAUGCCGCCCAUCUGGAAUCGGUGACAGAGGAGGAACACACUUCGGGUCUUUUGUUUCCUGACGCGAGCCUACUCCGGCGCUCCAAUGCGCACGCGUAUCCCCUCCAGACGAGCUUCUCGUCUCCGAAUGCCUCGACCGCCGGCGCAUAUGAUGAUCGCGGAGGAUUGGAGCUAGAUGCAGGGAAGGAUUUCCGUGUCCUCAUCGCACAGAACGCGCUGGGAGACCGGGAUGAACCCUGCAUACUGCUUGACACCCGCAUGAAUGCAGACCAACCUCCGCAGGGCCUGGGAUUAGAUCCUCAUGUGUUCGAGGGUCCAUCGCGCAGACACACGAGAACAGCAAGCCUCACGAAGGCACCGCCGCGGCGUGCCUCGGUCCAGACCACCGGGGUGCAUCAGUCCUCCCUGGUGGAACCCAGACCGCUGGCGAUGGCAGCCAGCGCGAGGAAAUCGGGUCCGCUGAGUCCCGGAGCUUUUAAUCGCACCAGAGGUAGAAGCUCCACCUUGUCCGCUGCAGUGGGGGGUCCCGAAUCUUAUCAUAAUCGACACGCCGGCGACUCCAGCGAAUACGGACUUUUGAAUUGCAUCUUUGGAAGCAGUGCUUUUAGUUAUCGAGGUUCCUCGACCAAGAUACAUAUCCUGUCGGCGGAUGGUGACACCGCAAAUAGUUCUCCCGGGGCCUCGCCGUCCCACCGUGGCCCCGACAAUUAUGGCUCACGAGGCAUGACACAACGCGGCCCUCUGGGACGGACACCUACGGGCGGAACGCAACCCGGCCCUACUUCUUUACAGGACAAGCUGAAUGACCCGAAGCCCCCAUCAAAGGUGAUAGUGCUCAUCACCAGGAUGUUUAGCGUCAAUCUCCCUGAAGCGCGGGAUGGUUCACCGGACGCCCCGGAGUUUAUUUCUCCUUUCCAAGAGUCGCUCCCUGAUGGAUACCCCUUCCCGGACAUCAGCAAGCGCAAAAAGAUUAAAGAAAAGAAGACUCCUAUGUAUGCUGUUGCGAUCAGCAUUCAGAUUCCUCUGGGUGCUAGACAUGGCGCCCGUCCGAUCUCACGGGUGGGUCCCCAGGGAGCAGACCCCCUCAAAUCGGGCGGCUCCAUGUCCUUCUCCCUUGACUCUGCCCAAGGGUUUGGUAGCUCCUUUCUCGAGGAAACUCUUUCUUCGCCGCCGGCGAGCCUGGACGAGAGGAUCGAUCUGCUCGUGGAUCAUUGGGAUGCGAUAACUCGUACACUGUCCCGUCUCGAGAGAUUAGCAAGCAGAGAGAUUCUCUCGCUGCUCAAGCAGUUCGAUGCCUUGUCCAAUCUCCAGCCCAAGCCGGCCAAAGCACCAAACAUGCAGAGAACGAACCAGACGAUAGUCCAACUGCCGCCGAACAUAUUAGCGGGAAACACCAAGCUCAGAGAGGAGGCGUUGCUAUCGUCACAGCGCAUAUGUUUCGCUCUUCGGAUACCUCGUGUAGUCACGGGGCAGAGCAGAUGGGGGGUAUGGCGUGAAGAGGCUCGUUGGAUCGCUCGAGGAUUGGGAGAUAAAGAGCAUAACUUCUUUUUCCUCGUCCUCAUCACCUCGUUCCUUGGCAAUCAUACCGAAUGGCUCAGCUCCCUAGGACCAGAUUGGUAUCGGCGGCGCCAUUACCAGCAGCAGAAAGCCCAACAAGACGCGGAACCGGUAAUAUCAAACAGAACCGUGAUUGUGUGUCCGGACAAGAUGACUGCUCGAAGACUGAUAUUCCUCUUGUCAGCCUUCUUGCCAGCUAGACAGCGCUUCGAGCCUCCGGCCUCGCCCUUCCGUCCUGGAUCCUCCACCAGUGCACGGCCGCUCUCACAGAGCCCUCCCAGUGUUCCGCAGCUCCGGCAGGAAUCCCUGCGGAGAACAAUCGAGAGGCGGGCCCGUGCCCAACGACUCAACCUGGAUGAUAGCGACAGCCAUGAAAGGUCGAUCAGCGUGUCGUCUAGCGAGACUGCCCACCGGUCUUCUGAUGAUGUCGAUUCUGUCGCCGUAAUGGACUACCCCAAACCGAGGAGGGAGUCGGAUGCACGCUCUAUCAGAACCAUGAAUCUCCCUAUUCAUACGAACGACACGCGGAUGAGGAAGGCCACUGCGUCUACCGCUUCGACAAUGGCUCCAAACUCGACGGUUCCCGUGGCUCAUUUCGCUUCUCAACAGAAUCGGCGCGUGCCUGGUAGACGAGAGCGGUUAGAACCAGAUGAGACUGAUAGUUUAGCGUCAGCAAACCUACUUCGCAAUCUGCAGAGGAGCGAAAGCUCCAAUAUUAGUUCUGACAGCAAUAAUCCUGCCGGUGGCCGUCGAUGGAGUGGUAUGUUCUCUGGUCUCUGGGGUUCACGGCAGGGAUCGUCCGCCACGGAUGAUACCGAGAUCAACGCGGGUCCGACUACUGAACGGAGGCAAUCUGCGCAGAUUUCCAAGCCAACACUCAGUCAAAUGGCCCAAGAAGUCGCUGUUUCCGACGAGCAGACUUACAAGGAGAUAACGCCAAGCAAUAAAAUCACCAUCCCUUCAUCCUCCGCUGCUCCAAAGGGAUUGGAUGAGAACGCCCAAGAGCUAUCGUCUCCGAAUCCGGAACGCAACAAGGAAUCGCCUCUCAAACUCUCUGUGCGUGGUCAAGAUGGCGUUGUCGACGUUGAUCUCCCGCUGCCAGGGUUUGUCUCUUUGUCGUCUUCUGGCGACUCGACAUUGGCCUCUCCUAAGAAGACACGAACUUCAGUUACUAGCGUUGAUGCUGUUGCGUCGACACACAGCAGCAACUCAGGGUUUAACGUGCCAAUCAGAGAGAACGAUGGGCCCAACACCAAUGUCGCCGGUUGGCUGAAGAGCUUCCACGAAGACUUCCUUCUCCAGGCGGUAAGGCCGUAUGACAGCUUGGAAACAGACGUUAAGAGAGCCAUGUUGUCCGAGGCCGCCCCCAACCCACUUCCUGGCUCGACCGAUCUCGAUGGAGCAGAGAGGUGGGUUGAUGUGGCCACGACUCUGAUCGCCGAUACCCGGACUUUCAGCGUUAAGCGGCUGCGCCUGAGGCGGAAGAUCCAAGGCAACGGAACACCACUUCGAACCCCCACCUCGCCCUUAAACAACUCCCGUCCGGUGACCCCUCGCCAGCGUCCUGAAACGCCCUCAUCUACAACCCCGUUCACGAGUUUGUUCUCCAAUGCCGGCCGGUCUCGUAAGGAUUCCAUGGCGACGAUAAUCGAUCCUGCUGCGAUCAACGAAGCCGAGGAAAAGUUCGUCGAGGAGCCCGUGAUGGAUUUGGAUAGCAUAUUGGUCGAUGCAGUCGAGCGGGUCUUGGCACGCAGUGGCCAGUCCUCGGUGGUGCCUACGCGACCACCAUCUCCCAAUCGAGGACGCAAGGAAGACACGUCGGAUGCUCAUUCUGUUCACGGUGAUAUCCCCACCGUGGAAGUGCCUCGUGCAGAGUGCCGCAGAAUGGUCCUGGGCGCGUUAGAGGAGGUUGUGCGCAGUGUGACGGCUGAGCGCUUCCGCGAGGACGGCGAUCCUGAAUUAGGCCACCCCGUGUCAUCUGCAGACAGAGAACAGAAAAAGAAGCUCGCCGCUGUCGAUAAUACCCUGAGAGAGGGAGUCCGCAAAUGGCUACUGGAUGUCGAAGAAGCUGUCUGAUACAACACCGUGUAGUAUAUCGUGUACAUGCUGAUGGUUCAGGCGUUGUUUCGGUCCAGCACUGUUCGGGAUUAUCCUCUUACUCUUUUGCUACGAGAGCUAUUUCUAUUUUCUAUAAAGAGAAAGUGGAAACUGACGAUCGGGGAUUAGCAAGGUCCGCCCUGGACCAUAUGCGCUGGCGUCCCUUCUUCCUUUUAUUCCUAUGCAAUUCUAUUCUAGCGAUUGCUAUCUUUUUUUUUUCUCUACCGGGCCACGGUAAAGAAAAUUUCAACACUCAAAGCUAUUCUUGUAAUUCCAGGAUUCA
Molecule: messenger RNA, 4099 nt
Organism: Paecilomyces variotii
Lineage: Eukaryota; Fungi; Ascomycota; Eurotiomycetes; Eurotiales; Thermoascaceae
Product: folliculin-interacting protein N-terminus-domain-containing protein
Exons: 2
Coding region: 100-3795 (1231 amino acids)
Cellular component (GO): cytoplasm
Molecular function (GO): ATPase inhibitor activity; protein-folding chaperone binding
Source: RefSeq, a predicted model, not a curated record